Messenger RNA from Anthostomella pinea, 1440 nucleotides. NCBI's taxonomy places the organism in Eukaryota, Fungi, Ascomycota, Sordariomycetes, Xylariales, Xylariaceae. The record is from the annotation of a GenBank genome assembly.
AUGUUGUCGCACUCCUCGUACGGCGCGGCCCUCGCGCUCCUGGCGUCGAUUCUCUCGACUCCCGUCGCUGCCCAAUUGAGCACCAAGUGCGAUCCUAUGAACGCGACCUGCCCGGCCGAUGCAGCCUUCGGCACAAGUCACCUGUUCAACUUCAACGACACACAGCCAGACGGUACGUGGAACACCACGGCCGGCACUGUCAACUACGACGCCGAAACGGGCGCUGCCUUUACCAUCAGCGAAAAGGGCGACUCGCCCACUCUGAUCUCCAACUUCUACUUUUUCUGGGGCAGGACAGAGGUAUGGUUGAAGGCCGCACCCGGUCAAGGCAUCAUCAGCUCCAUUGUCUGGUCCUCCGACGUGCUCGAUGAGGUCGACUGGGAGUUCCUGGGCGGCAACACGACACACGCAUCUUCGAACUACUUCGGCAAAGGAUUGCAGGAUUUCCACAAUGCCGGCUAUCACUUGGUCAACGGCAGUACGCAGGGUGACUACCACAACUACACCUCGGUCUGGACUGCAGAUAAACUCGAGUGGCACAUCGAUGGCGCACUAGUGCGCACGCUCUUACCAGCGGAGGCUAAUAAUACCUAUACCUAUCCCCAGACGCCGAUGAAGCUGAGUCUCGGUAUCUGGGCCGGAGGUGAUUCCGACCAGCCCAAAGGAACGAUCGAAUGGGCUGGAGGACUCACCGACUAUGACAAGGGACCGUACACCAUGUACAUCAAGAGUGCUGCAGUCCAGGACUACUCGACCGGCAAAGAGUACACGUACAGUGAUAUGUCGGGAUCCUCUGACAGCAUCAAGAUUACAACCGGCAAUUCGACGGCGGUUGAAAACAUCAACAAGCAACCAGAGAAGUCUCUCUCGGAAAAGUGGGAUGAGCUGCCAUCGAGUACGAAGUCUGGAAUCUAUGCGGCCGCUGGUGGCGUGGGAGCUAUAGCUUUUAUCGCACUCGCCUUCUACUACUUCAAGCAGAGAAGAAGUGGCCAGAAGGAAGCUGCCCUGGCUGCGGCAAGAAUGCAGGAGGAACGCGUGGAGCUCGAGAGAUUCCAGAAGGAAGGACGGAACCCCGACAACCUUGGUUUCGACGGUACAGAAUAUGGCGGCGCCAUGAACAAGGGCGGCAUGUAUGGCGUGAGUUCGUAUUACGCAGUGCCCGAUUCGCCUCCAGGAAGUUCCGCAGGUCCGCCCGAGAAAGCAUGGGAUCCGACCAGUGCCGCGGUGGCUCCGGGCAUGCCGCUUCUUCGUAACAACAGCUUUGGGUCCCAGCAUCCGCAAAGUCCCGGUUUGCCUCCAUCGUUUCCGCUGCCACAAUCGCCAGUUGACCGAGGUCACUCAACGUCCAGCGCGUCGAAUCGGAUGGGUUCCCCGGGACCUACGUCUCCGCCAGGCCGCGGCCCGGCGUCACCAGUGGGUUACAACAGUAACUACAGAUGA